GGAACAUCGGAAACUUCUGGCUGGCGCGGAACCCGCAGGCGGACGCAACAAGGACAGCAACAUUCGUCGCCUGAGAGAAAAAAACCUUGUGGAGUCCCGAGCUCGGUGCGGAUCAGCGAUAGCUUCCGGAUCGUAUUUCCGCUUAAUGUUUUGCAUAGUGGGUUGAGGCUCAAAUUCUGGGAAACAGUAGAAGUCGUGACGCUGCAGUAAUUGAGUAGAGCCGUGGAAAUGGAAAGGAAAUGAUCUAUAAUUUCUUGGUCACAUUCAUUCUGGUCUAUUGGACCUCAUCAAGUGUUGCUUGGGGCCUUGAUUGGUUGUUCAAGUUCUAGUUGGUAACCAAGUGCUUCUACACAGAUAAUCGAAAAUUGGAAAUUGCAUUCAGGUUCAGAACGAGAUGGGGUCUGAAGGGCCAAAGCCAGUCACAAUAAACGUAACUGGAUUCAAGAAAUUUCAAGGUGUCCCUGAAAAUCCCACAGAGACUAUUGUUAAUAAUCUGAAAAGUUUUGUAGAGAAAAAAGGGCUACCACCUGGAGUGACUUUUGGGACAUGCACCGUACUAGAGGCUGCAGGUGAUGGUGCACUUCCCAUGCUUUUCAAAGUUAUGGAAUCUGGCAUCUCGAGUGAUGGUUCGACAUGCGACGCACAAGUUGUGUGGCUUCACUUGGGGGUAAAUAGUGGUGCUCAUAAGUUUGCCAUUGAGCGGCAGGCUGUUAAUGAAGCCACUUUUCGUUGUCCAGAUGAGCUAGGAUGGCGACCUCAGCAACUUCCGAUAGUUCCUGAAGAUGGCAAGAUUUCUCGAACAAGACAGAUACAUACGAGACGUAAUGUUGUUUCUUGUCUGCGACCUCUAAACCCUGUAUUCGACAUUCUCGUCAUGCCAUUCUUGAAGACUUCCUUCUCCACAAAAGCAAUCCUUGAGUUCUUGAAGAAGAAGGGCUACGAUGUAACUCUUUCUAACAACGCUGGUCGGUUCGUCUGCAACUAUGUCUACUACCACUCUCUUCGGCUUGCAGAACAACGGGGUAGCCGAUCUCUCUUUGUGCACGUUCCUCCCUUCUCAAGAAUCGAUGAAGAGACUCAGAUGAAUUUCGUAGCCUCCCUUUUGGAAGCUAUUGCAUCAUCAUGUUGACGUCCAGAUGAAAUGUAUCCGGUGUUCUUUUUGGUGUCGUUUUGUUCUUCUGUCUGUGAUCUGGUUGGGUAUAAGAAGCAAUUGCACGAACGAUCUUCUUGCAAAUUGUAAAAGGAUUCACGUUGUAUUCCACCAGUACUAGGGACUCAUCUGAUUUUCAGCAACUCUUCUUGCCAUGGCCUACAACUUCAGAUCAUCAUCUAGUGUUAUUAAAGAUAGGAGAGUGUAAAUGGGGAAACAAGGAGAUGAAAUUGGGA
Messenger RNA from Eucalyptus grandis, 1386 nucleotides. Its product is annotated as pyrrolidone-carboxylate peptidase. Gene Ontology annotation, molecular function: pyroglutamyl-peptidase activity. Bases 395 to 1129 code for a protein of 244 amino acids. The record is from RefSeq and is a predicted model, not a curated record. Gene Ontology annotation, biological process: proteolysis. Gene Ontology annotation, cellular component: cytosol. The transcript has 6 exons. Lineage: Eukaryota; Viridiplantae; Streptophyta; Magnoliopsida; Myrtales; Myrtaceae.